This is a messenger RNA of Megachile rotundata (alfalfa leafcutting bee), 917 nucleotides long. RefSeq names its product phospholipase A2. Gene Ontology annotation, molecular function: A2-type glycerophospholipase activity. NCBI's taxonomy places the organism in Eukaryota, Metazoa, Arthropoda, Insecta, Hymenoptera, Megachilidae. Gene Ontology annotation, biological process: arachidonate secretion; phospholipid metabolic process. The record is from RefSeq and is a predicted model, not a curated record.
UUCGCCUUUAAAAAAGAAAAAUUACAAAUAGAUUACACUAUAUAAACACUAACAUUUUAUUGCUAAUAGUUCUAUUACGUGAACAGUAAUGUUAGAAUGACUUUGGUGCGCAUACUUCUAUUUAUUACGUUUCUCCUAAUUGUCGGUUUUGGAGAAAGUCAGGAUAAUGAUAAUGAUAAUAAUACGCUAAAAGAAACGUAUGUUAGUCCACUCGAAAAAUCAGUUCGCUUAUUUAUGAAAUCUGGACGAAAGCUCACAGACAAAAUUAAAAGUAUUAAAGAGGAUUUUAAGGAAGCAGUAUCUAAGAUCUCAAUAUUGAAAAAGAAAACAGGAGCGAGGAAUAGGACAACACUUAGCAGUAUUUUAAAUCAAUUUAAACCAAAAAUUAAGGCAAUUUUUCCAGGAACAUAUUGGUGCGGUGACGGUGAUAUAUCACCAAAUAACGAGGAUCUUGGUGUCUUCGAAAGAACAGACGCUUGUUGCAGAGCUCAUGAUUCUUGUCCGGAUGGUAUUCCAGCAGAAGAAACACGAGGCGGUCUUUUAAAUAAUGGCAUAUUCACUAGAUCACCUUGCGACUGUGACGAUGCGUUCUACCAAUGUUUAAAGAAAGCUAAUAACGUUAUAGCAUUUAACAUCGGAACUACGUAUUUUAAUAUUUUAAAACCCCAAUGUUUUAAACGAAAUUCUACCGAGGAAAAUGAAGACAAAUGUAGAGAAUUCUCAUGGUUCAGUUUUAUAUACAAUGAGUGCAACGAAUAUAAUGACAAUCGCACCGUACCCGAAAAACUGGAAUGGGUGGACAAUCCAAAAUAUUAAUUUUUAAUAGUUGAAAUAACAGAAGUGUCGUGUUUUAGUAAUAUUUUUAUUUAGUACAAAAUAUAUGUAAACUCUCUAGGUGGAAUAAAGAACAGUAUCUA